GAUGCAAGUGCUGCUGCAACAACUGGCUCAUUACAGAUGUUGUUCUCUUCCUGACAGUGCCCAACAGCGUACACCGUGAUGACAAGCAAAGAAUAUUACAGAAGGAUUCUUCAAGGUUAAUUUCUAAAGGAAAAUAUGAGCAGUAGAUGCACUUUCUGCCUCCUUUCCUGUUUGGUCUGCUUAUGUCACUAUACGCUUACCUUACAAUGGCCUGUAAAUGGAAAGCAACCAAAAAGUUACACUUACACAGAACUUACCGUGACUGGUAAAGACCUGAAAGUAUGUGAGCACCAAAAACACAUUUGUGUUUUGGAUACUAACGACUGUGGCUCUGUUUCAGCACAUGGGAACAACAUGUUUUUGAACACAUCGUGUCGUUAUCUUUUCAAUGAGAAAUCCUUUGGAUGCAAAUGGACUUAUUUAAAUGAUGUCAAAACCAAGAUGAUACAUUCAUUUAUUUUCAGUCGAAACAAAGGCUUCAGCCACUGCCCUUCUAUUUUAAACUUACUUUCUGGUUUUAACCUAACCAUAAAGUCAAAGGAUCCCCAUAGGAAAAUCGAAAGAUUUUCGGAAGUCUACUCAAUAACUAUAGAAAACAUAGUCCAGUUUCCACGUCCUGAUGUCAUAUCAGUGAAUGCUACAGAGACAUCACUGAAUGUAACAUGGAUCAAACAAUGGGAAAGCAAAAAAUGUCUUGUACGGUACAAACACUCAACCAUGAAUGAAUGGAUGGAGGAAGAAGAUUCUGAAACAUUUCAUGUUAUUGAGGGCCUGCAACCUUUAAGCCAGUACAGUCUUACUGUUGCCUGCAUUGGGGAAUAUGGAAUGCUGAGUGAAUGGAGUGCAGAAUUUCAAGCAAAGACAUUAGAGGGUGUCCCAACUGCACCACCUAAUGUCAGUUACCGUGUUGAGUCACUAGACAACACCUUCAGAACUCAAAAGCUCCUACUAGUAUGGAAGGCUUUAGCGAUAAAUGUGGCUCGAGGGGUCAUUCUUGGAUAUGAGGUGACCUACGCAUCAACCAAGCAACCAGCUCUGGCCAAAAUAAUUACCAAUAACCUGAAGGCUGAGUUAGAGGUGGCUCCUGGAGACUACAACGUAACAUUGAUGGCCUAUAACAGUGCUGGCCAAUCUCCUGUUCGUCAUGUUAGAAUUAACACUGCUUCUUAUGAAAGUUUGCCAGGAGUCAAAGGACUCUGGGCCAGCACUGAAGCAGAUUCACUGAGGAUUCGAUGGGAGACAGAGACGGCAGCUGUGAGUGUUAGUGAGUUUGCCAUUGAGUGGUUCUCGCUCAGUCAUGCUGCCUCUAGUCAGUGGAAAAGAGUUAAUGGUGCCACAUUUUCAACUGUUCUAACAGACAGUAUCAAACAACUGGAGAUCUACACUAUCAAUGUGUAUCCCCUUUAUGAAAGUCUCUGUGGACCUUCAGAGUCAGUCCAGGCCAGCUUAGAGAAUGGCACUCUUUUGGACAUUGUCCACCUCCGACUUGUGAAUGUGACAAAAACAUCUGUGACAGUCCGAUGGGUGUGGCAGAGAAAAGCCAAUGGCACGAAUGUACUUCAGUACAGACUUGCAUUAAGUGCUCUAGAUGAAAGUGAAACAAAAUUUUUAACAGUUUUUCCACACCAGUGUCAACACUCAUUCUACAAACUACAGACAAAUGUCAAGUACUCCGUGUCUAUUUACGGAGAAACCAAGUCGGGUAACUUUAAAAAGACAAAUAUUGAAUUUACUACACCUCUUUAUGAAAACGAUGAAAUCAUAAAAGCUGCAGUUCCAAUAGUACUUCUGAUAUUUGGAUUUGGUAUUUUCUCAGUUCUCUCAAGAACAAUUUAUAAGGACUACUUCUUCCCCAGCAUUGCGAACCCCAGCCAUAGUGUUAUUGGACGCUGGCUGCUAAAUCCUUUCCAUGAGAAAGAUACUGUUAUGAGGGUGCUACAGUUGGAGGAUUUCUCACUGACCAAUCAACUCAUUGAAAAGGCUCUCAUGCAAAUGGAGCACCAAAAGUUCUCAGAAAAAGGAGUGGUUGACGAAGACAUGAUGUACCUUCCUGAUAACAGUGCAGUGGAAAAUGAUGGUGCGGAAAAUUCUGAGGCUUCCCCUAGUCUUACUGAGUAUGUUGAUUUGCCUUUGCUUCCUGAUAACUUUGGUUAUGUUGAAAAUUGUUACAUACCUGAGAGUACUAGCUAAGAUUACUGAAUAACUAAAAUAACAACAGAGACCAUUCCAUAACUGUGCAAGCAUUCAUUCUCUUUUAGCACCAGCUUAGACAGCAACCUAAUUAUUACAACAGGUGUUGACAACUGCAUCUUUAAGGAAUGCUCUGCACUGCUUAAUAUAUUUUUUAACUGUGCUUCCCAUUGUCUUAACAUAUGUAAUAAUAUCCUUUAGAUAUCAGAGGAUAAUGGACUUGUCGCUGGUUGCGAAUUUAAGAAGCUCUUACUUUAUGUAGACUUACUGUCUGUAGUUUAGUUGAAGUAAUGUAUUUUUAGUACUUAACAGUUUAAUACUUUAUGUGUGGUGUUCCAUGUUAAUAAUACACACAAUCUCUGCCACAUAUCAAAAGGGAGACUGUGACAUUGUGGUACAUUUUAUUAAGAGAAAUUACUAGUUUUUGUGAUGCUGUGAUGUUUCCAUUUGCGAUAAGGUUACUAAACUCUUCUGUGUAGUGUACAUUAUUGUCUGCCUGUAAGAUUUCCAGCUUUUAUAAGAAUGCAUUGAUGAAAUUAUUGUGUAUUUUCCCAUAAUUCUCAUAUACUAUAUAUUGUUUAAUGUGUAUUGUAUUGUAUUGCAUAUUGUUUACUAUAUGUAUGUAUUACAUUGUAUGUUAAUGCACCAGAAACAACUACCAAAGUCACACCAUGUGGCAAUAAAAGAAUUAAAGUUGUUCACAAUAAAA
Messenger RNA from Colossoma macropomum (tambaqui), 2899 nucleotides. Its product is annotated as interleukin-6 receptor subunit beta. The record is from RefSeq and is a predicted model, not a curated record. Lineage: Eukaryota; Metazoa; Chordata; Actinopteri; Characiformes; Serrasalmidae. Gene Ontology annotation, molecular function: protein binding. Bases 136 to 2190 code for a protein of 684 amino acids. The transcript is spliced from 17 exons.